Coffea eugenioides is the source of this 2454-nucleotide messenger RNA. RefSeq names its product vacuolar-sorting receptor 1-like. The record is from RefSeq and is a predicted model, not a curated record. The coding region runs from base 328 to 2217 and encodes 629 amino acids. Gene Ontology annotation, molecular function: calcium ion binding. The transcript has 12 exons. Lineage: Eukaryota; Viridiplantae; Streptophyta; Magnoliopsida; Gentianales; Rubiaceae.
UAACCCUUUUUUUUUUUUUUUUUGUUCUUCUCUCUUUUUUAUUUCCCCCACUUCUUCCCUUUUUUAAGCCUCAGAAAAUUCAGCGCAAAAUUAUACUUCUCAACUGGGUUGAGUCAUCAAGGAUUUGAUCUUUAUACUGAAUCGCCGACAUUUCUGAUCUGGGUUCGCAUCAAAUUGGCCUAAAGCUCGAUACUUUGGUUUGUGAUUUAUUAGGUUAUCGACCUUCUUGAUAUUUUGGGUACUGCGACAAAUACUAACAAAGAAAGCAUCGGAUUUGAUCCGGGGUUUUCGUGUUUUUAAGUUUGGCGUCUUUUUCUGGAAUCGACGAUGAUGAGGGAAAUGCUAGGACGCUCUCUUGUUGUGUACUUGUUAUGGUUUCUAUUUUUGUUGGGGUCUUGUUCGGGGAGAUUUGUCGUGGAGAAGAACAGCUUAAAAAUCACCUCACCCGACUCCCUGAAACAAGUUUACGAAUGUGCAAUUGGGAAUUUUGGGGUCCCUCAGUAUGGAGGAACCAUGAUUGGUACUGUGGUCUACCCUAAAGCUGAUCAAAAGGCUUGCAAGAGUUUUGAUGAUGUCGAUAUCUCCUUCAAAUCCAAGCCUGGAGGCAUGCCCACUUUCCUUCUCGCUGAUCGAGGGGAUUGUUAUUUUACUCUGAAGGCUUGGAAUGCUCAGAAGGCUGGAGCAGCAGCUAUUCUGGUUGCAGACGACAGAGAUGAGCCCCUAAUUACUAUGGACAACCCAGAGGAGGAGGAUGCACAAGCGGAUUAUCUUCAGAGCAUAACCAUUCCGUCAGCUCUUAUUAGCAAAUCUCUUGGGGACAAAAUCAAGAAAGAACUGUCGAAGGGGGAGAUGGUUAGCAUAAAUCUUGACUGGAGGGAGGCUCUUCCACAUCCUGAUGAUCGAGUUGAGUAUGAAUUCUGGACAAACAGUAAUGAUGAGUGUGGGCCCAAGUGUGAAAGCCAGAUUGAUUUUGUUAAAAAUUUCAAAGGAGCUGCCCAGAUACUUGAGCAAAAAGGAUACACUCAAUUUACUCCGCAUUACAUAACUUGGUAUUGCCCUGAGGCGUUUAUUUUAAGCAAACAAUGCAAGUCCCAAUGCAUCAACCAUGGGAGGUAUUGUGCACCAGAUCCUGAGCAGGACUUUAGUCGGGGAUAUGAUGGGAAGGAUGUUGUUUUGCAGAAUUUACGCCAAGUCUGCUUUUUUAAGGUCGCUAAUGAAAGUAGAAAACCAUGGCUUUGGUGGGACUACGUAACGGACUUUUCCAUCCGCUGUCCAAUGAAAGAGAAGAAGUAUACCAAAGAGUGUGCUGAUCAAGUUAUCCAGUCACUUGGCAUUGAUGUUAAGCAGGUAGAGAAAUGUGUUGGAGAUCCUGAUGCAGAUAUAGACAACCCUAUCCUAAAGGGUGAACAGGAGUCACAGAUAGGCAAAGGCUCCCGUGGAGAUGUGACUAUCUUGCCUACCCUUGUCAUAAACAACCGGCAGUAUAGAGGUAAGCUAGACAAAGGAGCUGUUCUUAAAGCCAUAUGUGCAGGAUUCCAGGAGACCACAGAGCCAGCCAUUUGUCUGACUGAAGAGAUAGAGACAAAUGAGUGCUUGGAGAAUAAUGGUGGAUGCUGGCAGGAUAAGGCAGCUAAUAUUACUGCUUGCAAGGAUACUUUUCGUGGGAGGGUAUGUGAGUGCCCAAUUGUGCAAGGAGUAAAAUUUGUUGGUGAUGGUUACACUCAUUGUGAGGCUUCUGGAGCACUGCGUUGCGAAUUAAAUAAUGGGGGCUGUUGGAAGGGAACAAAGGAUGGGAAAACAUAUUCCGCUUGCAUUGAUGGACAGACUAAGGGUUGCACUUGUCCACCUGGAUUCAGGGGUGACGGAGUUAAAAGUUGUGAAGAUAUUGAUGAGUGCAAGGAUAGGGUGGCGUGCCAAUGUCCAGAGUGCAGAUGCAAAAACACCUGGGGUAGUUACGACUGCAGUUGUAGGGGCAGCUUAUUGUACAUGCAUGAACAUGACACAUGUAUAAGUAAAGAUGUGAAAACGGAUUUCAGCUGGAGCUUUAUUUGGGUUAUUAUCCUUGCUGUGGCUGCUGUAGGAGCAGGUGGAUAUGCUAUGUACAAGUACAGGAUCCGGAGAUACAUGGAUUCCGAGAUCCGGGCAAUCAUGGCACAGUACAUGCCGUUGGAUAACCAAGGAGAGGUGCCUCUUCAUAAUCGUCAUGGAAAUGUGUGAUGAUGGAGAAAUCAGCAUUUAUUUCUUGAAGGGCCGGCCUACCACUCUCGCUUCUUUCUCCAGUCUUAUUGCAAGUAUGUAUGGUCAUAUUUUAUGUACAUGUAAAUCCUCACUUUGGGCAUAAAAUCCCAGUUGGUGAAUCGGGAGAUUUUCUUUAGUCUUUGUAUGCUUAUACAUUACUUAUACAUAUUAGAUGUUGUGAUGACUUAAUCGAGAUUUCAAACCCUCUUCCCCAAA